AUGGCCACCUUCGUGGAGCUCAGUACCAAAGCCAAGAUGCCCAUUGUGGGCCUGGGCACCUGGCAGUCUCCCCCAGGCCAAGUCAAGGAAGCUGUGAAGGUGGCCAUUGAUGCUGGAUAUCGCCAUAUUGACUGUGCGUAUGCCUAUUACAAUGAGCACGAAGUAGGAGAAGCCCUCCAAGAGAAGAUCAAAGGGAAGGCUGUGAAGCGGGAAGACCUCUUCAUUGUCAGCAAGCUGUGGCCCACCUGCUUUGAGAGGAAGCUGCUAAAGGAAGCCUUUCAGAAGACCCUCACGGAUCUGAAACUGGACUAUCUGGACCUCUAUCUUAUUCACUGGCCACAGGGACUUCAGCCUGGAAAGGAGUUAUUCCCCAAAGACGACCAAGGCAAUGUCCUCACCAGUAAGAUAACAUUCUUGGAUGCCUGGGAGGUCAUGGAGGAACUGGUGGAUGAAGGGCUAGUGAAAGCCCUGGGCGUCUCCAACUUCAACCACGUGCAGAUUGAAAGGCUCCUGAACAAGCCUGGGCUGAAACACAAGCCAGUGACCAACCAGGUCGAGUGCCACCCAUACCUCACCCAGGAGAAAUUGAUCCAGUACUGCCACUCCAAGGGCAUCACUGUCACGGCCUACAGUCCCCUGGGCUCUCCACAUAGGCCUUGGGCCAAGCCAGAAGACCCUUCACUACUAGAGGACCCCAAGAUUAAAGAGAUUGCUGCAAAGCACAAGAAAACCUCAGCCCAGGUUCUGAUUCGGUUCCACAUCCAGAGGAAUGUGGUGGUGAUCCCCAAGUCCGUGACACCAGCACGGAUACUUGAGAACUUUCAGGUCUUUGACUUCCAGCUGAGUGACCAGGAGAUGGCCACUAUCCUCAGCUUCAACAGAAACUGGAGGGCCUGCCUGCUGCCUGAGACAGUAAACAUGGAAGAAUAUCCCUACAAUGAGGAAUAUUGAGGCUAAACCAUCUGAUGAGGCUUUGCUGACGUACACCUCACUCAUUCCUGGACUCCCAUCUGAGGCAAGCCUGCCUGACAUUGUGCUCUUGGUGAUGCUGUUCUUAAAUCCUCAUGCUGAACCCAGGAGUAGACUGCAAGGAAAUGUGACUCUGAGA
This is a messenger RNA of Peromyscus californicus insignis, 1108 nucleotides long. Its product is annotated as aldose reductase-related protein 2. The transcript has 10 exons. NCBI's taxonomy places the organism in Eukaryota, Metazoa, Chordata, Mammalia, Rodentia, Cricetidae. The record is from RefSeq and is a predicted model, not a curated record. Gene Ontology annotation, cellular component: cytosol; mitochondrion. Gene Ontology annotation, molecular function: aldose reductase (NADPH) activity. Bases 1 to 951 code for a protein of 316 amino acids.